AUGGAUUUUAGUGAAUUGGAAAUUUUAACACUACUUACCUGUAGCAAGUUAAAUGCUAGUUCUGAUUCUGAGAGCGAAGAAGAAACUGCAAAAGACACAGACAGUGAUAUUGAAAAGAAAACGAAUCUGAUAGAAAAGGAAACACAAAUGAGCAUUUCACAGAAUAGGAACUUCAAACAGCAAAGGCGUUUCAAUACUCAGCAGAGAAGGAAUAUAGAUAUAAUUGACAAAUUUAUUGAUUCUGAUGCAUUUGCCAAGUGCGAUUUCGAAGAUCCUAGUAUUUGUAACUUCGUACAAGACACCACGGACGAUUUUAAUUGGAAAAGAAGAUCUGCAUCAACACCUUCAGCUAAUACGGGUCCUUCAUUUGACCACACAUACGGAACUUGUAAAGGAGGUUACUACUUGCACAUCGAAGCUACAGGUCAGAAUAGCAAUGACAUCGCUCGUCUUUGGACACCGUCAUAUCCUUCAACGAACGGCCUGUGCAUCAAGUGGUUCUACCACAUGUACGGGGACUCAGUGAAUACUUUAAAUGUGUACGUAGUCGAUUCUUCAGGUAAUGUUGGUUCACCAGUGUGGACUAGAACAAACAACCAAGGAAACUUUUGGAUACUUGGACAAGUCACAGUUACAACAUCCGGUAUCUAUAAGAUGAUGUUGAAGGAAUUAGGAGAAUUGAUUUUACAGGGGACAUUAGUUUAGAUGAUGUCACGAUCACCAAUGGAGCAUGUGCCACAUGGUCCUCUGAACCUGAAGAAUAAUUUAAUGAUAGAUGGUUCGUAAGUAUUCAUGAUAAUGUCAAUGAAUGCUUUGAUUGAUUGUCGAGAAUUAUUUUAUU
Anneissia japonica is the source of this 841-nucleotide messenger RNA. Its product is annotated as enteropeptidase-like. Lineage: Eukaryota; Metazoa; Echinodermata; Crinoidea; Comatulida; Comatulidae. The coding region runs from base 1 to 705 and encodes 234 amino acids. The record is from RefSeq and is a predicted model, not a curated record. Gene Ontology annotation, cellular component: membrane. The transcript has 4 exons.